This is a messenger RNA of Branchiostoma belcheri (Belcher's lancelet), 976 nucleotides long. RefSeq lists its product as uncharacterized. Lineage: Eukaryota; Metazoa; Chordata; Leptocardii; Amphioxiformes; Branchiostomatidae. The coding region runs from base 437 to 976 and encodes 179 amino acids. The transcript has 5 exons. The record is from RefSeq and is a predicted model, not a curated record.
AAUCUGACGGAAAAGUUUCCCGUUCUUGCUUUCCUGUUUGUUUUUUGUUGGUUGCAUACGAAAUCAGGCGCUGUGUUGCUGUAAUGAAUUAUUUAUUUCAGCGCAUCCAGUAAAGAGGGCCAUUUGGUUACCGCUGAGGCUACGGACUCCUGUCGUCCCAAUCUUUCCCCUUUACCGUCAAGCCACCACGGACUUAUACGGGAGAAUUUAGCAAAUGCAGGGACGUUUUUGUCGUGUGUAAGUCGGCGAAAGGGCUUGGGAGUUCGAGCACGUGUGGGUUUGUUUACGUUUUUGGAACCGGCUGCAGUCCAAAAGAUCGUCCGCUGGUUUGUUGGAAUCAACUGACAGGUCGACCUAACCACCACAGCACAGCUCAACACUACUACGGAAAGAGAGACCAAAAUACCCGCUGAAAUUCAUUCUUCCCGCUUGUAGUAUGCAGAGGGACGGUGGCGUAGAUAGCAGACAUGCCGGCAUCCAGACUGUUGCUGUUAAAAAGGGUGAAGAUCCGGAAGCAGAGAAGACCAAAUCCGACCUGCCCAAAGUGAACGGCAUCAAAGGCGGAGAGCAGUCGCCGCUACUCGAACUCUCGCCGCGCGGGAAGGACCAACAGAACGGCGACGGUUUCCCUGGCAACGCGGAGGACACGCCCUUAGAGACGGGGCCGCGCCGAGGGCCGGAGGAGAAGGAGGAGAAGAAAGUGGGCUGGGGACAGAGAGGGUCUAUAGAAAAGCAGUCGACAGGCAGCAAGUUUCCCCCCAAGAAACCUGCAACACCAACCAAACAGUCUCCCAGAGUCUACACGUCCAAGCGCAUGUCACCGAACAUCGGGCAGCCGUACAGCGGACAGGCUCCAUCAGCUGCUGCAGGAUGGGCGGGGCAGUAUCGCUUUCCUGUGGGAGCUCCUAGAUACUCCGGGCCUCACUACAGCGGGUAUCAGCCUCCGAUGUUGACCAGUCAGUAUCUCCCCCAGUGA